CCUAAAUUAGAAUUCCUCGACUAUAUCGAAUCUAGGAACAACAAACGAGGCCUCUGUUCUCUCACCCUCACCCAAUUCAUCAUCCUUUCCAUUCCAUUCCAGAUUCACCAAAAUAAACACAGCUCGACCUGUUAGUUCAUUCUCAUCAGUAAGAUUUCAAUUGGCUUGUAAAGGAAUGGAGGAAACUAUUGGAGACGAAGAAGAACUCAAAGUGGGAAUGCAAGUACACUCUGAUGAUGCGGCUUACAAUUUAUAUAACACCUAUGCUGUGAGGAAGGGUUUGAGUGUUCGUAAUGGACAUAUUUGAAGAGAUGCAUCAAAUGAAAUCCGUCAACGAGAAUUUCUGUGUUCAAAGGAGGGGUUUACAAGAGACGAGGAUGUAUUUCAACCAAACAAACACAGGAAGUUAGAAACAAGAGUGAGUUGUAAGGCUAUGAUAUCAUUUACAAUGAAAGAUGGAAUAUGGACAGUAUCGCAGAUCAAUUCAGAUCAUAACCAUGAGCUUGCAAAGCCCGACGAAAGGCAGUUUUUGAGAUCAGGGUGAAAAGUAACAGGUGCUUGUGGAAAUAUUUUUACUUUUAUGUAUGAUGCGGGCAUAGGACCAAAGAAAUCAUUUUUCUACAUAGCAAAUGAAGUGGGUGGUUCGGAAAAUGUUAGGUGCACUAAGAAGGACGUCUAUAACUACUUGCAAAGGAAAAAGAAUGAAAUGUUGGAAGCAGGUGAUGCACAGAGUUUGCUGAAUCACUUUAAGCGCAAACAAGGUGAGGAUCCUUACUUUUUCUACUCAAUGCAAUUGGACCAAUAUAGCUGAAUGACGAAUUUCUUUUGGAGGGAUAGCAGAGCAAAGCUUGAUUAUGAUUGUUUUGGGGAUGUUAUAUGCUUUGACACAACAUUUCGUAUGAACAAGUAUAAUUUGAUCUGUGCACCUAUAGUUGGAGUUAAUCAUCAUUGGAGAAAUGUUUUUUUAUUGGAUGAGACUACGGAGUCAUUUGUUUGGUUGUUUGAGUCAUUUUUGGAGUCAAUUAUGGGAAACAAAGCACCAAAAACUGUUUUCACAGAGGAAGAUAAAGCAAUGGCAAAUGCAAUUGAAAUAGUGUUUCCAAAUGCAUGUCAUCGAUUGUGCACUUGGCAUAUUGCCAAGAAUGCCAGCAAGAGAAUUGCUAGUAACCUUGGAAAUCCUGAGUUCAAGAAACAGUUCAACCAUUGUUUACAUGGAUGUAGUACUAAAGUUGAAUUUCGAGUUUCAUGGGAUAGCAUGAUUACUAGAUAUAAUCUUGGAGAUCAUACUUGGCUUACAAAGUUGUAUUCACUUCGACAAAAGUGGUGUCCAGCAUUUAAUUUGGAUAUUUUUUCAGCAAAGAUUAGAUCAACUCAAAAAGGAGUGAAAGUACAAACAAUGUGUUCCAUGGAAUCUCUACACACACAAUGGAGCUCAUUAAAUUUGUUCAUCACUAUGAGAAAAACAUUGAAGAGAAUCGUUUAGCAGAGUUGGAAGAUGACCAAUGUUGCAAAAAUGGUGCACCACGUCCAAAAGUAUGGAGUAAAAUGUUAAGGAGUGCAGCCAAGGGUUAUUCUAACAAAAUGUUUCAACUUUUUGAAACAGAAUUCUAUGGCUGUAUGGGAGUUAGACUAAAAGAAGUUUCCAGCCGGGAUGGAGUUUAUAUAUAUCAAGCCAUUGAAGAUGGUCGUCAAAGUGUGCACAAGAUUGAAUAUAAUUCUACAUCCUUGAACAUUAAUUGUUCUUGUGAGUCAUUUGAGUCGCUUAGAAUCUUGUGUUGUCAUGCUUUGACGGUGUUUGAUAUGAAUAAUAUCACUACUUUAGCCACUCAGUAUAUCUUGAAGAGGUGGACUAAAGAAGCAAAGAAAGGGAUUGUGGUUAGCAAUAAUACAUGUGGAGGAACAAGUGAGAAUUCAAAGUCUGCUAGAGUGUUGCGCCUUAGCGAAUUGAUGCAUGAAGGAAAUAGUGUGUAUGACAUAGCCUCACUGACCUGUUCAGGUACUGAAAUUGUCAAGGAUCUGUUAAAAGAGGCAAUGAAGAGCCUUGAAAAAGAUAAGGACACUAUCUACGUGUUGGAAAAUUUGAAGAAACUUGGUGACCAAUCUAACUCUGGCAUUCCUAGUAAUGAGAUACUAGUUUUGAAUCCACCAAGUGCAAAGACUAAAGGAAUGAAAAAUGCUAGAAUCAAAGACGUGAGGGAGAUAAACCAAUGGAAGAAGAGAACAAAAGCUGAAAUUUUUAUUGAUGCAGAACAAGAAAGCCAAGAAAACAAUGAUCCAAAAGCUCCAAAUCAUGUGUCUACAUCUAAUCAUCAAUUUGGUAUACUUAACACCUCAUUUUAUAAUCAGGGAAUUUUAAGUUGGCCUUUUGGACAUCCCAAUCCAUUUUUUAGCUAUGGUCAGAUACCUUUCUCAAACCAAAAUUCAACUUACUCAACUACAAGUCUGAAUCUUGCACCAACUACAACUCUAACUACAAAUACUACACUCAGACAACAACCUCAGUGAAGUCAGGUUGUGUUUUUAUAUUAUCUCCUUAAGUUGAUGACAUGAAACUCAAUUACAUGUAUGAGUUAGUGAAGUUAUAUUGUGCAGGUUUAAAUGAUGCAGUACUAAGAGGAUCUCUUUUGUUAGACUUGAAGACAAGUUUGGGACUGAUUUUGAUUAAACUUGUCCCCCAUUUGUGCUACAUAUAAUUUAAUCUCUGUGAGAUAUGGUUUGGAGAACAUGAACAAUAUUUCAAACCUAGUUUUUGAGACAUGUACAUCUGACAUUUCAUUUUGUAAGGUUCUUUUACAAAAACAUGUGCUGCAAGAUUGUGUAGUUUGGUUCCAUGUAACUUUCAAUUUAUCAGUUCCCCCUUGAAUGAUACUGAUGAUAUAAGUCAACUAGUUUUAACUUCUUAUUUCAUGAUGCAAGUAUUUGUUGCGGUUUAUAUAUGUGCAGCUUCAACUGAGGGAACACCCUCCACUGAUAUGACUAUUUUGAUCAACUGUUGCGUUUUGCUGAGCGUUUUGCUGAACAGUAUGUCUGGGCUGCAAUUACUCUUCUACUUUCCAUUGGCUGCAAUGGCUUUUGUUU
Rosa chinensis is the source of this 3078-nucleotide messenger RNA. Its product is annotated as protein FAR1-RELATED SEQUENCE 5. Gene Ontology annotation, molecular function: zinc ion binding. The transcript is spliced from 5 exons. Bases 1426 to 2505 code for a protein of 359 amino acids. The record is from RefSeq and is a predicted model, not a curated record. Lineage: Eukaryota; Viridiplantae; Streptophyta; Magnoliopsida; Rosales; Rosaceae. Gene Ontology annotation, biological process: regulation of DNA-templated transcription.